AUCUUAUCAUGGACCAAUAGCACCGGGAGAACCAGGCCCCGCCCAGAGGUUGCCUAGCCAAUUGGCGAGGGGCAUCGAACACAGCGGCGGCGCGGCAUGGCGGGCGGGGUCCGGGAAGUGCUCACGCUGCAGUUGGGGCACUUCGCCGGCUUCGUGGGUGCGCACUGGUGGAACCAGCAGGAUGCUGCGCUAGGCCGAGCGGCAGAGGCCCAGGAGCCACCUGGAGAGCUGAGCCCCGACGUCCUGUACCGCACCGGCCGGACGCUGCACGGCCAGGAGACCUACACGCCACGCCUCAUACUCGUGGAUCUGAAGGGUAGUCUAAGCUCCCUACAGGAGGAAGGCGGACUCUACAGGGACAGACAGCUGGACGCUGCGAUCGCAUGGCAGGGGAAGCUCACCACGCACCAAGAGGAGCUCUAUCCCAAGAGCCUUCACCUCCAGGACUUUCCUGGGGCAGAGGGAGUACUGAGUAGUGAAGGUAUCUGGAGGGUCAAAUCCAUUCCUAAUGGCAAAGGUCCCCCACCACACACCACUGCUGCAACUACAAAACCACUAGUUCCCACAGAGGGCAGCAUCAGAGUCUGGUCAGAUUUCCUUAGAGUCCAUCUCCAUCCCCGGAGCAUCUGUAUGAUCCAGAAGUACAAUCAUGAUGGGGAAGCAGGUCGGCUUGAGGCUUUUGGCCAAGGGGAGAGUGUCUUGAAGGAACCCAGGUAUCUAGAAGAGCUGGAGGACAGGCUGCAUUUCUACGUAGAGGAAUGUGACUUCUUGCAGGGCUUCCAGAUCCUAUGUGACCUGCACGAUGGCUUCUCUGGGGUAGGGGUUAAAGCUGCAGAGUUGCUACAAGAUGAAUAUUCAGGGCGAGGAAUAAUAACCUGGGGCCUACUACCUGGCCCCUACAAUCUUGGGGAGCCCCAGAAAAACAUCUACCGCCUGUUAAAUACAGCUUUCGGUCUGGUACACCUGGCUGCUCACAGCUCUCUCGUCUGCCCUUUAUCCCUGGGUGGAAGCCUAGGCCUGCGACCUGAGCCACCUGUCAACUUCCCUUACCUGCAUUACAAUGCUGCUCUGCCCGUCCACUGCAGUGCCAUCCUGGCUACAGCCUUGGACACAGUUACUGUCCCCUACCGCCUGCGAUCCUCUCCAGUGUCCAUGGUUCAUCUGGCUGAUAUGCUGAGCUUCUCUGGGAAGAAGGUGGUGACAGCAGGAGCAACCAUCCCCUUCCCCUUGGUUCCAGGCCAGUCCCUUCCUGAUUCGCUGGUGCAACUUGGAGGAGCCACCCCAUGGACCCCACUGUCUGCAUGUGGGGACCCUUCUGGAACACGCUGCUUUGCCCAGUCAGUGGUGCUGAGGGGUGUUGACAAAGCCUGCCACACAAGCCAUCUCUCCCCAGGGACACCUCUACGAUCCCCACUCCAUGCGUGUACCACUGGGGAAGAAGUCUUGGCCCAGUAUUUACAACAGCAGCAGCCCAGAGUCAGGAGGUCAUUCUUCCCAUCUGCUGCUGACCCCCUGCAUGGUGGCUCCUCCUUACCCCCAUCUCUUCUCCACAAGCUUCAGCCACGAGCACGGUGUAGUUCCCAAUGGCCCCCCAAAAGGGGCAGCAGCAAGCAGCAUCCCUGUAUUAGGGGCACUGUGCUCUUCCUCGUCCUUGCACCGCACCUUGGAAGCCUUGGCAAAAGAGCUCACCAGACUUGACCUGCGACGAUGGGCCAGCUUCAUGGAUUCUGGGGUGGAACAGGAUGACCUUGAGGAGCUGCUGCAGGAGCUACAAAGCCUGGCCCAGUGCUACCAGGAUGGCGAUAGCCCUACCCACUAAAGCUCCAGGCUGGGGGAAAAGAGCUAGUUUAUAAUAAAAACUGCUGGAUGUAGGAGCCUGGUAUCCUGAGACUAGCUCCACCAACACA
Messenger RNA from Otolemur garnettii (small-eared galago), 1907 nucleotides. RefSeq names its product misato 1, mitochondrial distribution and morphology regulator (gene MSTO1). The transcript is spliced from 14 exons. Gene Ontology annotation, cellular component: cytoplasm. The record is from RefSeq and is a predicted model, not a curated record. Gene Ontology annotation, biological process: mitochondrion distribution. NCBI's taxonomy places the organism in Eukaryota, Metazoa, Chordata, Mammalia, Primates, Galagidae. Bases 97 to 1698 code for a protein of 533 amino acids.